Messenger RNA from Ambispora gerdemannii, 1215 nucleotides. The record is from the annotation of a GenBank genome assembly. Lineage: Eukaryota; Fungi; Glomeromycota; Glomeromycetes; Archaeosporales; Ambisporaceae.
AUGGGUAAAAAAGAACUUUCAGCGUGGAUACGUUCCGGCGUCGUAGAAAAGAAUCUUAAAGAAACUUUCGACUCCACUUUGGACGCGCUAUAUGAUGCCUGUCCUUUGAGAAAGUCCCGCGAGUCUAUAUGUAAAUCACUUCACGACCUUUUAUAUAGCGAUAAGACCUUUCGUCAAAGUUCUCUAGCACACAUCACGAUGUUCGGCUGGCUUGAAGAUAAAAAAUUAUCGUCAUCCUCUUCUUCCUCGUCUCAAAAACAGUCAAAGCCUUUUGCGGUUUUUAAAAAAACGCGGUUUCAUUCAUCUGCUGUUGGUCAACAUGCAACCGUCACCAAUCAUUGCAAAGAUAAUAUAACCGCUCGCGAUUCUUCUCCACCAAUUGAACAAUCAUUUUCUUUUACCGAAAAGGAACAAGGGGCGAUUGUAGAGCCUUUUAUUAAUCUUGCUGAGAGAGCAGUUUAUGAUUUCCUUGUCAAUAACGAAGAUAUUAUUCCUCUAGAAGUCGUUGAAUCAUUCGCGGAUAAACAGCGUCCUCCCAUUAGCAAAGACUUCCGCAACGCCGAUCUAUUAUGCAUGUUAAACUUUAUCCUGGAAAACAUUGUCAUUUUCUCAAAAAAAUCCGUGUUCCAUGGUCAAUAUAAGGCCAACCCUGUCGAGUUACUAAUUGACUUUAAAAAGAAGGUGAGAAAUAAAUUGGCUCAUGGAAUCAUACUUAACGGAAAAGGUCGUUGGAACGACCAUGCACUCCAGCACGUCUCUAUAUUAGCUUGUGAAGUUGCAAUUUGCCUUGGUGGAAAUUACGAAGAAGUAUUCGCUAACAAGAAAGAUGUUGAUAACGAAAUAAUUAAACGAUGGAUUGAUAAGGCCUCACAAAAAAGAAAAUCGGAAGUGAUACUUGAUAAUGAAGAUAAUGUCAACCCAUCACAAAAAAGAAAAUUUGAUGAUAAAGAGAAUAUUGAUGCGUCACAAAAAAGAAGACUUGGCGAUUCGGAUCUUGGGAAAAUAACAGAGUUCGUACUUGAUAUUUUCGAAAAUUUAGAAGGCACCGAAAAGGAUGAUAGAAAAAAGAUACUAAAAUUAGUAAUGGAUGAAAAUGAAUACGUGACAAAGUUUUGGAAAACAAUCAAGGCUGAAGAGAGAAAAAUUCAAGUUCGUAAAUUUAUUCGAUUUGCAAAUGUGAUGUUUGACAUUAAUUUGAAGGCGAAGAAUAAAUAA